AAAGACUUGUGAAAAGACUGCGUUUAGUGGAAAUCCCAUUCCCAAGCUCAGUUUGGAUUAGAAUUACAAUGAAGAAAGGAGAUUUUGCCCCUAAGCUCACGCUCUCUGUCCCUGCAAGAGAUGAAGUUUCCAAUUUCCUGACUGAAUCCGGGACGUUUAAGGAUGGGAAUCUGCUGGUGAACAAGAAAGGGAUUCGGAUUAUCUCAGAAAACCAAGCUGAAUCUUCUUCAGCUAUACAGCCAUCAGAUAACCAGCUAUGCUUAACAGACUUCGAAUCGAUUAAAGUCAUUGGAAAGGGAAAUAGUGGGAUUGUGUGGCUCGUUCAACAUAAGUGGACGCAACAACUUUUUGCUCUCAAGGUUAUUCAAAUGAACAUCGAGGAGCCAAGUCGCAAGCAUCUUGCACAGGAAUUGAGGAUUAAUCACUCAUCACAGUGUCCUUAUGUGGUCAUAUGUUACCAAGCAUUUUUUGAUAAUGGCUCCAUCUCCAUGAUCUUGGAGUACAUGGACGGUGGAUCUCUCGGGGAUUUCUUGAAAAUAGUCAAAAAAAUUCCAGAACCAUAUAUUGCUGCUAUCUGCAAGCAGGUACUCAAGGGCUUGUGGUAUCUUCAUCACGAAAAGCAUAUCAUCCACCGUGACUUGAAGCUUCCAAAUUUGCUUAUAAAUCACAGAGGCGAUGUCAAGAUUACCGACUUUGGUGUCAGUGUAAUACUCGAGAGCACAUCUGGAGCAGCUAGUACCUUUAUUGGCACCUACAAUUAUAUGUCUCCUGAGAGAAUUUCGGGAAAGAGUCAUGGAUUUAGAAGUGACAUCUGGAGCCUGGGUUUAGUUCUUCUCGAGUGUGCAACGGGUGAUUUUCCAUAUUCCCCGCCCCAGGGAGAGGAAGGAUGGACCAAUGUUUUUGAGCUUAUGGAAACCAUAGUGACUCAACCAGAGCCGUAUGCAAAUCCAGAUCUGUUUUCUCCACAGUUCUGCUCAUUUAUUGCUAAGUGUGUGCAGAAGGACCCCAAUAAGAGACUGUCAGCAUAUGAACUAAUGAGACACCCUUUCAUCAACAUGUACGACGACCUGGAUAUUGAUCUCGCAUCCUACUUUACCGCUAUAGGACCUCCAUUUGCAACGCUAUGAGCUAUAAUUGGCUUUCUGCAUACAUUCACAAGGAGUGAUGUGCAAUUACACCAAUACCCCCAUGGAUAUUGCUUGAAACUGCUACUUCAGAAGCCUUGUUCAGUCAUUUCAGAGUCUCCUCCAUCCAAUCAGCCAUGGCCUCCCCAGCUAUAACCCAUCCACCAUUAUACAUUAUAGAUAGAUACAGGAAAGUAUUUUUCCAUUUUGCACAAUGAACAGACACUAAGAUUAAAACAACAAAUGACUCUGUAGUUGUACUAUGUAGACAAUCAGAGUUGGAAUAUAGUUUUUCUUGUUGCCAGCA
Messenger RNA from Ipomoea triloba (trilobed morning glory), 1431 nucleotides. Its product is annotated as mitogen-activated protein kinase kinase 2-like. Gene Ontology annotation, molecular function: protein serine/threonine kinase activity; ATP binding. Gene Ontology annotation, cellular component: cytoplasm. Lineage: Eukaryota; Viridiplantae; Streptophyta; Magnoliopsida; Solanales; Convolvulaceae. The coding region runs from base 69 to 1127 and encodes 352 amino acids. Gene Ontology annotation, biological process: protein phosphorylation. The transcript has 9 exons. The record is from RefSeq and is a predicted model, not a curated record.